AUGAACAUCUUCGCGGACAUGCCGACCGAAAGCGAAAUCGAGGAUUUGUAUGAGAAGUUCUGCCAGAUAGACAAGGAGGAUAAGAAAGGGACCAUUGACGUGGAAAGGAUGGCCAAUCUGAUGGGGAUCGCGACUGACACUAAAGAGUGGACGGGCGAUCAAGUCAAGAAACUACUCGAGGACUGUGACGUGACUCCGUGUGAAGAGUACGAGUUCGAAGACUUCCUUCAGAUCCUCUCAGUCCAUAAAUCGCAAGAGAGCAACGAGAAGCUCCUCAAGAAACUUGAAGAGGCAGACCCAGACAAGAAAGGAUACCUCAGUCCCGAAGUUCUGGAGGAAAAAAUGAAGGAGUUCGACAAGAGUUUCGACGAGGAGGAAAUCAAAUUCUGGGUGGACGACACCGGAGUGAACGAAGAGGGAGAGGUGGACUACAACAAAUUCGUGAAAAACUACACAAAAUGA
Molecule: messenger RNA, 462 nt
Organism: Symsagittifera roscoffensis
Lineage: Eukaryota; Metazoa; Xenacoelomorpha; Acoela; Convolutidae
Exons: 3
Coding region: 1-462 (153 amino acids)
Molecular function (GO): calcium ion binding
Source: RefSeq, a predicted model, not a curated record